Messenger RNA from Ruditapes philippinarum (Manila clam), 672 nucleotides. RefSeq names its product zinc finger protein 14-like. NCBI's taxonomy places the organism in Eukaryota, Metazoa, Mollusca, Bivalvia, Venerida, Veneridae. The record is from RefSeq and is a predicted model, not a curated record. The transcript has a single exon. Bases 1 to 672 code for a protein of 223 amino acids.
AUGUCAUGUCCACGAUGGGAAAAGACCAAAAGCAUAUCACGAUGGGACAAGACCAAUGGCAUGUACACGAUGGAACACGAUCAAAGUCAUGAACACGAUGGGACAAGACCAAAAUCAUAUACACGAUGGGACAAGACCAAGGUUGUGUAUACAAUGGGACAAGACCAAAGUCAUGUACACGAUGGUAUGAGACCAAUGUCAUGUACACGAUGGGACAAGACCAUGAUCAUAUACACAAUGGGACAAGACCAAUGGCAUGUACACGAUGGGGCAAUACCAAGAUCACAUACACAAUGGGACAAGACCAAGAUCAUAUACACAAUGGGACAAGACCAAUGUCAUGUACACGAUGGAACAAGACCCAGAUCAUAUUCACAACGGGACAAGACCAAUGGCAUGUACACGAUGGCUCACGACCGAAGUCAUGAACACGAUGGGACAAUACCAAGACCAUAUACACGAUUGGACAAGAUCAAUGUCAUGUACACGAGAGUACGACACCAAUGUCAUGUACACGAUGGGACAAUACCAGGAUCAUAUACACGAUGGUACAAGACCAAAGUCACGUACACGAUGGUACAAGACCAAUGUCAUGUACACGAUGGGAUAAGACCAAUGUCAUGUGAACGAUGGGACACGACCAAAGUCAUGUACGCGAUGGUUCGAGGCUAA